AUGGCCCUCAGCUGGCUACUGCUUCUUGUGUUGGCUCUGUCCCCUGUCACAACAGGUAUCAAGGCGUGCGAGUUCUGUGAUAUGAUCGAGUCCUCCACCUGCACCGGCAUCAGCAUGCCUUGUGCCGACGAUGAGAAGUGCUUCACGAGCUACGGGAUAAUCCCCGGCCUCGGUCCCGUCAUCAACAAAGGCUGCAAGUUAUCCACUUCAUGUGGCCACCUUCAAGAGUCUGUCCUCUACAAGCAUAACACCUACAAGCUCAGCUCCAGAUGCUGCAAAGGCGAACUGUGUAACCGGGUCCAAACCUUCUCCGGCAGCAUGAAGUUGGGGGCCAACACCUGCCUGGUGUUGGGCAUGCUGUUAUUGCUUUAUUGA
Molecule: messenger RNA, 375 nt
Organism: Pipistrellus nathusii (Nathusius's pipistrelle)
Lineage: Eukaryota; Metazoa; Chordata; Mammalia; Chiroptera; Vespertilionidae
Source: the annotation of a GenBank genome assembly